CUUCACGGAAGCAGUCGGUGCCGCUGAUGGCUGCCUAGUCAGUUUAGCAGCAGGAAGAGGGUGUCAGCUUAGAAUGAAGGGAUAACAUUAUAUGAAUAGAAUACAUUUUAUCAACCGAAAAGGUUGCUGGAGAGUAAUUUCGUCGGACCAGCGGGGAGUUUGGCUCCUAAUUUACUGGAUAAGAGGCGGACUGAAAACUGACGCCGGAUAGUAAAAAAAAAAAUGUCCCUGUUUCAGUCAGCACUGGAUUUCUUAGCCGGGCCCGGCUCGUCCGGAGGGGCCAGCCGGGACCAGAAUGACUUCGUUGGACAAGUUGUUGAACUCGGUGACAUGAAACUGAGAAUCAAACGGGUGAUCGCUGAAGGUGGAUUUGCUUUUGUGUAUGAAGCCCAGGACAUGAGCAGUGGGAAAGACUAUGCUCUGAAGAGGCUCCUGUCCAAUGAGGAGGAGAAGAACAAGGAGAUUAUACAGGAAGUUUGCUUCAUGAAAAAGCUCUCAGGCCAUCCAAACAUGGUUCAGUUCUGCUCGGCUGCAUCCAUCAGCAAGGAAGAGUCAGACACCGGGCAGGCAGAGUUUUUGAUCCUCACCGAGUUGUGUAAAGGUCAGCUGGUGGACUUCAUCAGGCGUGUGGAGCAGAGAGCUCCUAUGUCAUGUGACACCGUGCUGAAGAUCUUCUACCAGGCUUGCCGUGCUGUGCAGCACAUGCACAAGCAGAAACCUCCCGUCAUCCAUCGAGACCUAAAGAUUGAGAACCUGUUGAUUAGUAACCAGGGCACCAUCAAGCUGUGCGACUUUGGCAGCGCCACCACAGUGUCACAUUAUCCCGACUACAGCUGGUCUGCACAGAAGAGGUCAAUGGUGGAGGAUGAGAUUACAAGAAACACUACCCCAGCAUACAGAACACCAGAGAUGAUCGAUCUUUACUCUAACUUCCCGAUCAACGACAAACAAGACAUUUGGGCUCUCGGAUGCAUCCUCUACCUGUUGUGUUUUAAACAGCAUCCAUUUGAGGAAGGAGCCAAACUGCAGAUAGUCAAUGGAAAAUACUCCAUCCCUCAGAACGAUGUCAAAUACGCCGUGUUUCACGACCUCAUACGCUCCAUGUUGAAGGUGAAUCCCGAUGAGAGGCUGUCUAUUACAGAGUUGGUCAACCAGCUGCAGGAGAUUGCAGCUGCUCGCAACGUCAACCCCAAGUCUCCAGUAACAGAACUGAUGGAGCAGAACGGAGGAUUCGGAAACAAUGGAGCACAGCCACCCAUGCAGAUCCAGGGUGUCCAUAACAGUGCAGGACCAGGAGUGUUUGAUCCUGAUCAGGCAGGAAGUGGAUUCCUGGACCUCUUGAGGGGAGGAACAGAGCGCUUCUUGACCAACAUUAAAGAUACAUCAUCUAAAGUGAUCCAGUCUGUAGCCAGCAACCCGAGCUAUGCGAAAGGAGACUUGGACAUUUCUUACAUCACCUCCAGAAUAGCAGUGAUGUCUUUCCCAGCAGAAGGGGUGGAAUCUGCAAUCAAGAACAACAUUGAGGAAGUCCGUCUUUUCCUGGAUUCACGGCAUGCCGGCCAUUACGCUGUUUACAACCUCUCCAGACGAUCAUACAGGCCUUCUCGUUUCCACAACAGGGUUUCAGAGUGUAACUGGCAGGUGCGCCGUGCCCCCAACCUUCGCAGUCUCUACAGCGUAUGCAGGAACAUGCAUCAGUGGCUCAAACAGGACCAGAGGAACAUCUGUAUAGUACACUGUCUGGAUGGUCGUGCUGCAUCAGCAGUGGCAGUUUGCUCCUUCCUAUGUUUCUGUCGCCUUUUCACCACAGCUGAGGCUGCAGUCUACAUGUUCUCCAUGAAGCGCUGCCCUCCAGGAAUUUCUCCUUCACACAAGAGGUACAUUGAGUAUAUGUGCGACAUGAUGGCAGAAGAGCCCAUAAUCCCCCAUUGCAAACCAGUAGUCAUUCAUUCCAUCAUCAUGACUCCAGUGCCACUGUUCAACAAGCAGCGCAACGGGUGUAGGCCGUUCUGUGAGGUCUAUGUCGGAGACGAGAGGGUCCUCACCACCUCGCAGGAGUAUGACCGGAUGAAGGAUUUUAAGAUGGAAGAUGGCAGAGCAGAGAUUCCCCUCAAUGUUACAGUUCAGGGAGAUGUACUGGUGGUGAUCUAUCACGCAAGGUCUACACUGGGUGGCCGUCUCCAGGCAAAGAUGGCUUCAAUGAAAAUGUUCCAGAUCCAGUUUCAUACAGGUUUUAUCCCAAGAAAUGCAACUACUGUCAAGUUUGCAAAGUAUGAUUUGGACGCCUGUGACAUUCAGGAAAAAUACCCAGACUUGUUCCAGGUUAAUUUGGACAUUGAGGUGGAACCUAGAGACAGACCCAUCACCAAGACCCCACCAUGGGAGGGCUUCCAAACCAAGGGGCUAAACCCAAAAAUACUCUUCUCGUCUCGCGAUGAGCAGCAGGAAAUCCUGAGCAAAUUUGGUAAACCUGAGCUCCCUCGCCAGCCUGGAUCUUCUGCUUUUUAUGAGUCAGAGUCGCUUCCACCAGCUCAGACACCAGAUGGCCCCAACACAACUGAAUCGGAAACCCCUGACAGCAGCGAUGGUAACCCUAGCAACUUCUUUCAGACUCUAGAUUGGGAAGAUGCUCAGAGUCCUCGGGAUGCUACAGACAGCAUAGGAGGAGGAUCCCUGAAUGAUCAGGAAGAUUUUAGUGAUCAAUCAGAGGGAGAGUCUUACUCUGCUCCCAGUGGGGAAGCUUUAUCCCUCGACCACAGUGAACAACUGUUAGAUGCUGAUUUUCAGACACCCUCCCCUGCACCCCAGGAAUCUACUCGUAGCGACACAGCUGACCUCCUUGGCUUGAAUUCGGACCCUCAACCUCCUGACAUGUCUUCAGUCUCCUCUGGUGCCUCUAAUCAAGGGGGGCAGGCAGGAUUGAAAGCUGCCUCCAGCAACAGUGAUCUUCUCAACGACUUGUUUGCACCCCCUGCUGGUCAGACCAGAGUAGUGCAGGAAGACCUGUUCUUCAGUGAGGCCACCAGUGGAGCCACACCUGAUUCAAAACCCAUGGGCGACCUGUUUGACCCAUUCGGGAUGGGACCCGGCUCCGGUGUUGGUUCCAGCAUCGGCUCUUCACGCCAGGCUUCAGGGGCCGACCUGUUUGGAGACUUGUUGGGCUCUGAUAGUUCAGCAACCAGCGGAUUCAGCUCAGCUAAUAGUACCACCACGCCUGCAUCAAACACCAGCCUUUUUAACCUUAACAGGAUAGCAAAAGAUGUCCCUAAGAUGACGUCCUCGGCCAGCCAGCCGGACCUGCUGAGUGGGUGGGACAGCUGGGCUGCUCGUACCACAGCCGGCCUCAGUAACACCACCAACAAACCCAGUUUUACAAACACAGCCACUGGUACGUCGUCCAUGUCGAAGGCCAAGUCUCAGACAUUCGAUCCUUUUGCAGACCUUGGAACCCUGAGCUCCAACUUACCAGGCUCUUCAAGCUGUAACUUUUCAGGGGCUUCUUUUAGCACAAAGACUCCAUCUUCCACCACCCCUUCCUCCGCGAAGCCUCAAACCCAGGCCUGGAAGUCUGGACGUCCUGCAUCUGCUCAGACCAAACCUUGGAUGUCUGGACCUGGAUCAACCCCUAAAGGAGCUUCAGCAUCUCAGCCUGCAGCCACUCAGCCCUCUAAACCCAACUACAACCUUAAUUUCUCUAGUGUCAUCGGUGGGAGGGAGGAGAGGGGAGUCCGCGGGCCUGGAUUUGGCCCCAAACCAAAGGUGAAAGAGGAUGAUUUUGAGGAACUCCUGUCCACUCAGGGUUUUGCAUCCAAGCCUGAUAAAAGGGGACCAAGGACCAUCGCUGAAAUGAGGAAGCAGGAGAUUGCAAAGGACAUGGAUCCCCUUAAAUUGCAGCUUCUUGAGUGGAUCGAGGGGAAGGAGCGGAACAUAAGAGCACUGCUUUCAACUCUGCAUACAGUUCUGUGGGAGGGGGAAACUCGCUGGAAGCCUGUGGGCAUGGCUGACCUUGUGACACCUGACCAGGUGAAGAAAUACUACAGAAAGGCUGCGUUGGUCGUCCAUCCAGAUAAGGCUACAGGUCAGCCUUACGAACAGUACGCUAAGAUGAUCUUCAUGGAGCUGAACGACGCCUGGUCAGAGUUUGAAAACCAAGGAUCCAAAGCUCUCUUCUAAAACCCUGGCCUUGACCACUACCAAACCAGACCGGACCGCACUGGACUGGAUUUGGCCCAACCAAA
Molecule: messenger RNA, 4238 nt
Organism: Cyprinodon tularosa
Lineage: Eukaryota; Metazoa; Chordata; Actinopteri; Cyprinodontiformes; Cyprinodontidae
Gene: gak
Product: cyclin G associated kinase
Exons: 30
Coding region: 223-4173 (1316 amino acids)
Biological process (GO): regulation of clathrin-dependent endocytosis; positive regulation of Notch signaling pathway; protein phosphorylation
Cellular component (GO): cytoplasm
Molecular function (GO): AP-2 adaptor complex binding; protein serine/threonine kinase activity; ATP binding
Source: RefSeq, a predicted model, not a curated record